Schistosoma guineensis is the source of this 1440-nucleotide messenger RNA. The record is from the annotation of a GenBank genome assembly. NCBI's taxonomy places the organism in Eukaryota, Metazoa, Platyhelminthes, Trematoda, Strigeidida, Schistosomatidae.
AUGUCAAUUGAGCCAACAAGGUCACAGCAAUGGCUUCAUCAUGAUUCACAACUGGCUGCCGAUGCUGGGGUAACAUUUGAACUUCAAUAUGUUGGUGCCAUUCCAGUGCUGACAUCCAUAAAAUCUGUGAAUAUAAAUACCAGAACUCGAAUUUGUCGUGCAUCAAUACGUCGUGUAUGUGAAGAUGUUGGUCUAAAACUACCAAGUAACCAACCAGCUGACAAGUCAAUAAAACAGUUCAUUGGCCCAUCCACUGAUAUGACAUGGGCAAUGGCAAACAUAUACCUUACAAUCACAUCACAAACACUAACUGUUGAAACAAUUGAUAACGGUGUGUUAUUAUUCCAGCACAACCUAUUCCUGGUUUCUUUUGCUUCCGCUGGGGAUGCAGAUACACCAGAUUUCAUUUGUUAUGUGGCCAAAACAGAUCAAGACACUCGUAUGUGUUACGUUUUUGAAUGUUCAGAUGGUCUUGCCCAGAAUGUAAUUAUUACAAUCGGACAAGCAUUCCAGCUAGGAUAUCAGGAUUUCAAAAAUUCUAAACCGCAAAAUGUUAAUAAACAAACAUCUCCCAUUAAAUUAAAUUCAUUGGAUUCAUUCUUUUCUCAUCACCAAACAUUUCAAACAAAUAUAUCAAUGUCUAAAAAUUCUCUUAGUAAUUCAAACAAACCUUCAUCUAUUAAUAGUACCAAUUAUCAUGUAUCUGCCAAUACCAGUACUUCCCUAUCAAAAGAGGAUACGACAUUAAAUCAAAAUACUUCUAUGCUUGAUAAUAAUGUUACUCAUCAACCAGUAGCUUUUGAUAAUUUUAUGGAUUUUGAAAAUAGUGCAUGGCAUCUUGGUAACGAACUUUCUUCGGGUAAUCAAACUGAUAAUGCAGAAUGCAAUAAGCCAUCCUGUGGCACUACAAAAAAUUCCACCCAGUCUAAUCAAAAUGAUUUAACACAACAGCCUUCCUGCAACAUUAAUAAAGUCGCUGGUGUCAAGUCAAUAUCUAAUGUAAAGGCACCAGUUGGACUUCCAAAUUUUGAACAUUUAGAACCAGUAGGUGAACCUUGGUAUGUUGGUAAAAUGUCCAGAUCACAAGCCGAAAAUUUGUUGCGUUAUGAUGGGGAUUUUCUUGUACGUGCUAGCAUUCAGCAGCCUGGUCAGUUUGUACUAAGCGGCCUUCAAGACGGAAAAUAUAGACAUUUGUUACUGGCCGAUCCCAAUGGAAAGGUACGUACAAAAGAACGAGUAUUUGAUAGCAUACAACAUCUUAUUGAUUAUCACCGAAAUAAAAUUAAUAUUUCCGGUAUCUACACAUACAUUUUGCAUUUCUUAAUUCAAUUCCGCAUGAUCUUUGACAUAGGUGCACAAUUCAGUGAUAACAUACCAACAACUCAACUUUAUCUCUGUGAUCUAAUAACUUUAUUUUAUAUCCCAUGCUUAUAUUGUUAA